Molecule: messenger RNA, 845 nt
Organism: Triticum urartu
Lineage: Eukaryota; Viridiplantae; Streptophyta; Magnoliopsida; Poales; Poaceae
Gene: BS14A
Product: BET1P/SFT1P-like protein 14A
Source: RefSeq, a predicted model, not a curated record
CGUGGCAGUUACGAGCUACCACUAUACCGCCUCCCUCUUCCUCCUCCCCCCCGUGCCAUUCCCCCACCUCCUCCUCCCCCGACGCCGACGCCAGCCACCGAUCCGGCGCGAAAUCGAGAGGCACAGCCGCCGGAGAUCCGCGGGGGGCGUGGAGGGAGCCGAGCCGAGCCGCGACCAUGAACGCGAGGGGCUACCGAAGCACCAGAACUGCUCUUUUUGAUGGCAUUGAAGAAGGUGGAAUCCGAUCAUCAGCUUAUUCUUCACAUGAGAUAGAUGAACAUGAGAAUGAGCGAGCUAUGGAUGGAUUGCAAGAUCGAGUCAGCAUUCUCAAGAGGAUAUCAGGUGAUAUAAAUGAAGAGGUGGAGGCUCAUAACCGGAUGCUGGACAGAAUGGGGAAUGACAUGGAUUCAUCAAGGGGGUUUCUCUCUGGAACAGUGGACAAAUUCAAGACAGUGUUUGAGACCAAGUCGAGCAGGAGGAUGGGGACACUCGUGGCGUCAUUCGUCGCGCUCUUCAUGCUAGUGUACUACCUGACCAGGUAGAAGGUUCCUUGGGUUGCAUCCUCUUCCCACCUCAGGCUAUGUGUGGAGUGGGGGUGCCCAAGAACAUGCUGAAAAUGGUUGCGCCGGUCGAUCUACAUGUCGUAUGUACUUAAUCUCAUGUCGUAUGUACUUAAUCUGUCAAAAGUAUGUCGAUCCGAGUGUCGCUAGUUUGCACCGUGUGUGGAUUACAACCCUUUACUUCUUUUUUUGCUCUGGUGAUGUGUAAGUAAUUACAGAAUAUGGAGUCAACUCUUUGCCUGUUUGCACUGUCAUGCUAUAUGUAUGAUAACUACUAGUAGUAUA